AAGGAAGUGGCGGCCCUGUCAAAAGCCGCUUCCGCAUUGGUUGCUCCGGGGUGGUUUUCGCCGGUGGUGACACCUCGGGCCUCCGGGUUAACCAUGGGCGACACGGAGCUGGAAUACUCCAUCGUUUUCCCCGAUCCCUCCGAUUCAGACCUUAAAGAAGACCCUGUGAUAAUUUUGUUGGGUUGGGCUGGCUGCCAAGACAAACAUUUAGCAAAAUACAGCUAUAUCUACAAAAAUCAGGGCUGUGUGGUCCUCAGAUACACUGCUCCAUGGCGUCAGAUAUUUUUCCCUGGAAUCUUCAGAAGAAAUCUACGCUACAUUGCAAGAAAGCUCUUAGAUCUUCUGUUUGACAUUGGCAUAGAAGAGCAUCCAAUCUUGUUCCAUGUUUUCAGUAAUGCUGGCAGCAUGCUCUAUCGCCACAUUGUCGAGCUCUUGAUCAACCAAAAUGAAACUUAUUUCACAAAGUUUAAUGUCAUAGGGACCGUUUUUGACAGUGCACCUGGAAAUAGGAACUUACUAGGUAGUGUCCGAGCUCUGAAUGUAGUUUUGGGUUCUUCAGUCAACAGUUUUGUGAAGUGUUUUGCUCUUCCUGCUUUCAUCUUGGUGGCAGUCUUUCAAGUUUUGCUCUACCCAGCAAAACAAUUUUUUUCCCUAUCACACUAUGAUGCUUUGAAAGCGGACCCUUCAAGAUGGCCUCAACUUUUCUUAUAUUCAAAAGCAGAUAAAAUAAUUUCUUACAAGGAUGUAGAGGAAAUGAUAAAAGCUAGAAAACGGUUAAAUAUUGAAGUGCAAUCAUUGGAUUUUAACUCAUCGCAGCAUGUAAACCAUUUUAGAAAAUUCCCUGAUAAAUAUUCUAUCAGCUGCAUCGGUUUCUUCACAGAAUGUGUUUGGAAACAUUUACCUAAAUACUAUGAUGAGAAACCAUUGAAUGUGUUAUAAACAACUCUUAACCCAAUACACCAAGCAAAUCAUUGCAGUUGGCCUUAAUGCCCUUGGCUGGCUGGGGUAGGGAGGGUGGGGAAAAGGAAGGAGGAAUGAUAUAAAGUCGGUCAGUGUCCCGCUUCUGAUUGUAAUUUGGAAUUUCCAGGAAAGUUCUCAUGUUAAAUUUAAAUGGGGUAACAGUAAACUCAUUUAUGGUAUCCUUUGAAAGUAAUGCUUAUGCUAAUGCUUAUUCUUUUGGUUAACAUUUAAACAGUAGUUGUUUUAAUGAGGUUUUGUAGGUUCUCAGCAUCUUCGAGAAUGGGUGACAAAGUGAGGUGGACAGCAGAAUUUCUUUUUAAUCUUCAAUGGAUGGAUAUCUUGCUGGAUAUGACCAUACAAACACUACAACGAUUUUAGCUCCUGAAUAUUUGGAAGGAAUGUCAAAGCUAUACAAUGCAAGUUCAAACAGUCAUAUUGAAUUUGCUGUAGCAUUCUGAUAAUACAUAAUAAACCAAUCCUAAGCUUAUUUUUGUUUGUCCACUAGACCACAAGAAAAUAGAAACAGAAGUAGGCCAUUAGGUCCUUCAAGCUGCUCCAUCAUUUAAUAUCAUAGCUGAUCUAUGCUGGCCUCAAACCAUCUGCUGUGCCAUUUCUCUAUACCCCUCUAUUGCUCAAUCUAUCAAAUAUUUUUAUAUGUUCACUAUAAAUUCUAAUAGUGAUCCAGUUUCUACCAACUGCCGGAGCAAAGAAUGCCAGAGACUCACUGCCUUCUGUGAGAAGAAUGAUGUGAGAUGACCUCCUAUGGCAUUUAAUACUUUGUGUUGAAAUAUUAAUGCAAGAUUCUGAAUUGUUCAUAGAUUGGAGAAUUUUUUCAAAUUGACUAAUUCUCUUUUUAGCAAGUCAAGCACUUAGUGGCUUAACCUCAUUAGGGAAUAUGGGCAUUUUUCUCAAAACAAUACAGACUCCAUGCUAUGUGUGCUCCUGCGUUGUUGUCAGGCAGGUAUUUUCAGGAUUUUUGCCUAGCAAUGAACAAAUGUAUGAUGUGGAGAAGAUGGUGCUUUCAUUGCCUGCUAUAUCUUGCUUUCAUUGUUCUGGUGGAAGUUGCGGAUUUUGAUAAACUGUUAAUAAACUAUGGAAAGAUGCUGCAGACAAAAAUUCAUGCAGGGUUCAAAGCACUCAAUUCUUCCUUAACCAUUCAAUUCGCUCUGAAUAACUUCCAGAAGUCAUUCAACCCCGUGAUCUAGGUUCUGCUAAUUCUGGCACCUUCCUCAUUUCCAGUUAUAAUCACUGCACUGUUAAUAAUUAUGUUUUCAGUCAUUUGUCCUCUGGAAUCCUCAGCCCCUCUUUAGGCUGGUCUUUGAAACGUUUUUCCAUGGCCAGGCUUCAGGUCACCAAUUCUAGCUUCUACGGCUCGUUAUAUUUUAUAAGUAGGCAUGGACGUAUCUUGAGAUGUUUUGCAAUGUUAGACAGCUUGUAUGAAUGCAAGUUGUUGUUUUUGUUCUGUUUCUGAAUAACUUGGCUGACAAGGUUCAUCAAACAUUUAACACAUCGCUAUAAUCAUGUAAUUCCAUUAACCUCUAUAAUUGUUUUGUGGGGCAUCUUGGGUUUUGGAUUCUUGCAGACCUGAUGACAAUGCAAGUGCAUUGAUUGUUUUGCUAUUUGUACUACUUUUGAUGUAUAGCUCUAUGAUUGAUGCAUAUUUAUUAUUAACUCCCAUAGCUGCUGCUAUUUGAGUUCCUUCUGUUUUGGUAUCUUGAAUAUCCACAAUUUUAAACGGGGUUUAAACAUUUAGUAUCUCUGUUCUGUGUAUAGACUUUGUUCAGUUUCAUGGCUUGAUACAUAAAAUGGUAGUAGGCUUUAGUCGGUGUAUUUUAAACCACCCGAACAAUGAAUCCAUAGCUUGUUAAAUAAAAUGUCUUCAACUUUGUCAAAACAAUGCAAGAGGAAACCUCCCCUCUAUCUUUUAGGUAUCUAUUUUAAUUGAGUGGUUGAAGGUAAUAGUUUUGUUUUAUAAUGGAUAAAUCUUUUCAAUUUUCACUCUCUGACUUUGGAUCAUCAGUGCUUUCCUAAUGCCUCAGAGAUGCAUCUUGGCUAGUCAACUUUAGCAGCUGUUGCACUAAUUGAACUGCAUUUGUACUUGCAUGUCUUCAUUAUCUGAGAUUUAUCAAAAACCAAAUAUAUUGUACAUUUAUCAAAAACAUACCUCUCCACUUUGUCAAAGUGGACAGUGGAAUCUAUUCAUGAUUAGAUGUUUUAUACUUUUGCAUAAUUUAAGACUGUGUAUAACAAACUGAAACAAACUGUUGGUAAAACCAAAUAAAUAAUUGGUUGUAUUAUUUCCAGUUAUUAAGGGGGGGGGGGCUGCAUGGCAGCAGUUAAACUUAGAACCUCUCAUCCCUUGUAAAGUCAGAAUAAUCUAAAAUGUGUUAAUAUGUUCUGCGAGUGUACAACAUUCUCUGUAAUUUUCUCAUUCUCCACACUUCAGCAAUGGAUUUGUAUAACUGCAUUGCUGAAAAAAAUUGUGCAGGAUUUAUAUAUAAAAAGCAAUUUUGAAAAGCU
Amblyraja radiata (thorny skate) is the source of this 3480-nucleotide messenger RNA. It is a transcript of the gene tmem53, whose product is annotated as transmembrane protein 53. The record is from RefSeq and is a predicted model, not a curated record. The coding region runs from base 94 to 939 and encodes 281 amino acids. Lineage: Eukaryota; Metazoa; Chordata; Chondrichthyes; Rajiformes; Rajidae. The transcript has 3 exons.